Messenger RNA from Wyeomyia smithii (pitcher-plant mosquito), 9719 nucleotides. Its product is annotated as translational regulator orb2-like. Gene Ontology annotation, molecular function: translation factor activity, RNA binding; mRNA regulatory element binding translation repressor activity; mRNA 3'-UTR binding. Gene Ontology annotation, biological process: negative regulation of cytoplasmic translation. Lineage: Eukaryota; Metazoa; Arthropoda; Insecta; Diptera; Culicidae. Gene Ontology annotation, cellular component: neuron projection; nucleus; synapse. The transcript is spliced from 11 exons. Bases 1052 to 3874 code for a protein of 940 amino acids. The record is from RefSeq and is a predicted model, not a curated record.
UAUCGGUAAUCAUAGCAGAGGAGCAAAAAUUUCUAUCCGGUCGGUCGAGUUUUGUUGCCCUCGCCAGCCUGCUACUGUAUCGGAAAUUAGCAGUGGUCGCGUAGUUCGAAACUGCAGAAAAAUCGUGCGUUGUUCCGUCUUGCCGCAGAUUAUCGGUACCUAGCGCAGUGGCCCGGAAGUUCAAGUGCAAGUUUCACUACAGUACGCGUUCGUUCGGUUGUUUCGAAAGCCAUUUGCGGAUACAUCAAGAAGGAUUGCUGCCACUGUCUGGCUCUGGUGGAAGUUUUCUCGCCAGUUGCUAUAGGCACAGGGGGAGCCCCAAACAGGCAAUCCUCGAACAACUCGGUGGGUGUGCGUUUGUGUAUGUGUGAGAUUGUUGCUGACGUUCUGGAGUUGUCACGUAAGAGAUUUCCAGGGGCUUCCUGUGUACUACAGCCCGUAGAUUGCAGUGUACGGAAAAAUAUCCGAUCUUAUCAGUGUUUUGCAGCAGUGUAAACUGCGGGUGCUGAAAGUGAGCCCUUAAAGUCGCCGGAAAGGGCUUCGAGUUGAACGGAACUGCACAAACCGUUUUUGCGUGCGUUGCAGAGGAGUGGAAGUAAAGAAUAAAUAAAUCCAAAGUGUUAGCCAAAUAGUAAUCGACAGGCUUUAAGUUUAUCCUAAAUCAGAAGAGUUUGUUUGAUCGUCGUUUUUUGUAACUUUUUUACCAGUGUGUACGCCAUUACAAGUGAGAUUUGCAAACGCGUCUUGUGAUUUGCUAUAGAGUUUAGUUUUCUAUGAUCGUCGACUAGUCCGUAAGGCAAUUACAAAAAAAAAUCCCUGCCGUUGAUGUUGAUGUGUAGUGCACGUGUUUUAAACUAGUAUAUGAAAGUGUUUAUUUUUCUACCUACGAGCAACUAAAAAUACACAGAUCGUGUUUGUACCAUAAAUCGUUUGUACCAUAAUUUGACGAAAAAAACCGGAAGUUAAUUUGCAGCUUCGAGUAAUCGAAAAUUAAAUACAUAGUAAAGUUAGUCAACUCAAUCGACCGCGUGGUGAACUCGAACGUUUCUAAAUGGGUGAUUUUUUGUACGGUGGUUCGGUAUUAACGAAUGAUUCGUGCGUGUCCAGCCAGUCGCUGCUCGACACGUUGAGCAUCAACAAUCUGCUGAACAUCAAGCACCUGACAAACGGAUCCGGCAACGGUGCCGUUGGUGGUGGUGGUGGACUUAGUCCUUCGGCUUCGGAACCGUCGGUGAUUGUGAGCCCUGGAUCGUCUUCCCUGAUAGCAGACUCACUCGUAGUUGUCGAUAACAACAACAGCAGCAGCAGCCUCAUUGGCGGCGGGACACUGAAAUCCUGCCAUAAAGCGAGCAUGCCCGCAACGAGCAACGCUGGAGGUCCAGUAACCGACGAGUCAGGACUGCUGAUUACCAACUCCAGCAACUCAGCAGCAACCAUUCCAACUAUCACAACGGCUAUCUCACCCGAGUGCGCUCUAACUCCAUCGAACGUGAAUACUUUAUCCCUACAACUUACCACACCGCAAUCCGACGACGAUGCGUCCACCUCGUCUCUGCUGAACGGUGCCGGAGGCUCGAUUGCUUCCCCGCUCGCAUCGCUAAGCAGUCACAACCACAGUGGUAACAGUAGCAGCAGUAACAACAAUAACAGUUCGAACGUCACCAACAACAACCUACUGAUCGAGAACUCCGACCUGCAUCUUCCCAGUGCGGCUGAAGAACUAAGUCUGAAAGGAGCAGACUUGAGCUGCCUCGGUGUCACCUCCAGCCUGAUGAACGGUGGCUCCUCGUCACACAUGGUUCUUCCCCCGAACGGGUUGAACUUUGGAAACCCAUCGGAUCACGGUAGUCCCUGGUCUACCAGCUUGGACGAAGCAACCAGCUCGCACCUAUCGAUCAAUGGAUUAGGCGGGUUUCAAAAUUUCUCAAACAACCACCUGUACAAUGGAGCUGCUGCCACUGCUGCCGCGGCUGCAUUUGCCGCUCAGCAACAGCAGCGUCGAGCAAUCACAGCUUCUCACGGUGGAUUCCCACAUCAUGGUCUCUCACCGAAUUGCAGCGCUGUCGCUCCAAACCAUUUGCUUCAACAUCAGAAUCAACCGCAGCAAAGUCAGUUCAAAAAUUCCUAUCCUACCUGGUCCAAUCCUGCCCCAUCUGGUCCAUGGUCCCAGCAACAGCAGCAGCAGCAGCAGCAGCCUCAACAGCAGCCACAGUCCCAACAGCAGCAGCAACAGCAACAGAAUCCGAUGAACUCGUGGAAUCGUGGCCGCUCUGUUCCCAAUAUGAAUCUCGCUAGUGGACUAUCAGGCGGAGUUCUCCAUUCCCGCAAACAGCACAAUCCCAAUUCCCAUUCCCAAGCGUUGUCUCCCUACGCAAACCAUCUCCACCAGCAACAACAGCAACAGCAGCAGCAGCAGCAGCAACCCCAUCUUCAGCAAUCUCUUAACAUUGCCUCGAACCUGAUUAACUCACCCUCCAAGUACCGCCGCAGCACUUCCUACCCGGGUAAACCCGGAAUGCCCAAUUGCAUCGGAGGUGGUGGUGGCGGUGGUGUUAUUGCAGGUGGUAACAGCAGCGGUAAUGGAAGUGGCAACGGCGGUGGUGGCUUCGGCGCCGGCGGCCCGCUCGAUGUCGUUUCGCUGGACGACUCCCAGGAUCCGUUCCUGUCAUCGUAUCAGGAUCGCACCGGAAUAAACAAUGGAUUAGACAUGCGUUCGCUGGAGCACUGCCUCAGUGACAUCAUGCGGAACGCAGGUGAAGCCUCCCAGCCGGAUCAUUUGAAAGGAUUUCUCAACUGCAACACAAACACCCUUCAAUCGCUAGCCCAGCUGCACGGAAAGCUCGAUUUCCACGAAUUCAUACCCGGUAAACCGUUCUUUUCUGGACUGGACGAGCACAUUUCGGAUGACGUUGGUGGGGGUGGAGGUGGUUUCGGCGGAGCAAAUACCAACAACCAUCACCACCACCAUCAUCAACAGCAGCAGCAACAUCAUCAUCUCCACAACCAACAUCAUCAUCACCACCAGCUGGGCGGUCUCGGAUCGCCGGCCCGCUCGUCACCACACUCGAACGGAUCAGAGUCGACGGAACGGUUCUCGCGAAAGGUUUUCGUCGGUGGACUACCGCCGGAUAUUGACGAAGAGGAAAUCACCACGUCAUUCAACCAGUACGGGGCUCUCGUUGUCGACUGGCCGCACAAGGCCGAGUCCAAGUCGUACUUUCCACCGAAAGGAUACGCAUUCCUGCUCUUCCAGGAAGAGCGUGGCGUUCAGAAGCUAAUCGAAACGUGCCACCCGGAGGACGACAAGCUUUACAUAACGGUGUCCUCGCCGACUAUCAAGAACAAGGCAGUGCAGAUUCGCCCCUGGCGGCUGGCCGACGCCGACUACGUGCUCGACGCCUCGAUGCCACUGGACCCGCGCAAAACCGUCUUCGUCGGUGGUGUUCCGAGACCACUGAAAGCAUAUGAACUUGCCACGAUUAUGGAUCGUCUGUACGGAGGCGUCUGCUACGCCGGCAUCGACACCGACCCGGAGUUGAAGUAUCCGAAGGGAGCUGGUCGAGUUGCUUUCUCGAACCAGCAAAGCUACAUUGCGGCCAUUUCCGCCCGGUUCGUGCAGUUGCAGCAUGGUGACAUUGACAAGCGAGUUGAGGUGAAACCUUACGUUCUGGACGAUCAGAUGUGUGACGAGUGCCAGGGUCAGCGUUGCGGUGGCAAGUUUGCACCGUUCUUUUGCGCCAACGUUACCUGUCUACAGUAUUAUUGCGAACACUGCUGGGCCCAUAUUCACUCGCGCUCCGGCCGCGAGUAUCACAAGCCCCUCGUUAAGGAGGGCGCGGAUCGGCCCCGGGCAGUGCCCUUCCGCUGGUGUUAACGCCAGCCACCACGAUCGAUAUCGACUGCAGCGGGAAGGACAGCACAAACUGCUUUCGGGAACGCAUCGUCGACGAGAUCGAGUCACAAUAGUCACCACCACCACCAACAACAACAACAGCACACUGGUGGCCAACACCAUCACCAUCAAUCGUUGACCGGCAGCACUGCCACCGGCUCCACGCUCGGUGCCAGCUUUCACGGUUUCGGUCAAUCCGGGUCCUCUAACUAUGUACCUCCACCACCGUCUUUUCCCUGGACAAACAACAACUCUGGCAACAGUGGUCUCGGAAUUGGUAGCAAGCCGAGACAUCACCUGAGCCGUGCAUCUUCGACAUCGGGAGGUUUUCUCGCUCCUCCGCCAGCACGCUACAACACUGGCAGCUCGGGAGGUUGUGGAAACAGUAACGGAACCGUGGGUGGUGGUAUGGGACUCAUCUCCAGCAGUGGCAGCAGCAGUCCUUCCUCGAUUCGCUGCAGUAGUUCAAUUGAUCAGGCCCUGGCGGCCAGCAAAAAACAUGAAGACAUUAUUAAGCAGCAUCAACGAAAGAUGCAACAACAACACCUCUCGAUGACGGCAACCGCCACCGGCGGUGGGGCCUCAAUCGGGAACUAGAUCGUGUUUUCCGAGGGACGAUUUUUUGUAACCAUAAUUAGUACGAUUUUCUAUUCUACUUAUAGACGAUUAGAGAUAGUUAAAUUAAACCAAAAGCCGCAGAAAGGCAAGAUAGGGAAGUGUGUGUUUUUUAUGAUACUAUAACUUUCGCCGAAUCAUAUUAGCUAAAGAGAAAACAUGAAGUAUUAUAUUACUAGUUGAAACCGAGGGGUUCGAAGUUGACAAAACAUUGGAUAAUAAUCAAUCUUCUACGAUGUGUAAUAUGAAGUCGGUUAAAGUCGGAGCAGAGAAAACUGUUUAUAAUUCGUUCACACUUUUUAUAUUGAAAUGCUUUUUUGUUAACUCUUUGUACGAAAUUGAAUAAGAAUAUCGAUUAUGUAUUACGGCAAACUGUACAGAGCUGCUGGGUAUGAGAAAGCUUGAAGGCAACAUACACUGUGACAACUGUACUGUGAAUACACUACUGAACUGGAAGUCCGACAACCAAACAUUCAAAUAAAAGACGAGGUAAUUUUGUAAUUUUGUAAAUAAGUUAAAGGGAGAACAAGUAAACCGACGCGCAUCAGUUGUCGAACCAAAGAAGAAAUUAAAUCAAAACAAGCCAUUGAAAUCCAUUUUUGUGAUAGGUAUUUUUUGCACUCGUGUACUAAAUGCUCCCAGCAGAAAUGCGCUUAAUUAUUAUUCCUACCAUAUUAUAUGUGUAACGAUUGCAGCAACACGCUUCUUAUGUAAUUGAAUCAGUUUUAUCCACGACUGAUACACGGAAUGACCCCUUGAGCAAACAAAAUAAUGCGAUUUUUGUUUGAGAGGAUUAGCAAAUUCUUAGAUGCCUAGCUGAAUUUUGUUGUUUCUUUUUUAUUGUUACCUAACUGUGUAUCAAAUCGCUGUUAUUAUGUGCAAUGUUAGCCUUCAGAUUGGGUUACUAAACCGAAUACUAAUCACUGAUGUUUUGAGUUAAAGAAGCGAUCUUGAUUUAUAGAUUGCACCUGUAAAUAGGGACAGCUAACAAAAUAAACUAUCAACGAUAGUGCGAUAUCUGCAGCAAACUCUAGGCUGGUGAGAGAUGAUUAACUCUUUCAUAGAAAAGUACUUGUUAUAAACCAUACAAUACGCAUAAAUCAGACUUUAGAUAGUGAAAACCAAAAGGGAAAAAAACUAGACAAAGACCACCAAAAUCUGCGAUAUAUUAGAGGAAAACAUUGGCUCCAUCACACGACUAGUGGACCUAAAACGAAUGUAGACACGUGGCUAAUUCUGUUUUUGGUUUUUGGGUGGUUUUUGUUUUAGCGUUGUUUUUGUUUUCUAUUUUAAAAACCACCGUGUUGACGUCAGCAAUUCUACUCGCUGAUGGCAGCGAGUACCAACGAGUUCUAGUUCAACAAUGUAUUCCAUAGUUUUUUACUUAAACCAUCCCCGAAUGGACAUUGUGAGGCGUAAAACAUGCUAGAUUCCACUAAUCAACCGAAGAAGCUUUCUAUGCUUAAUGUAGAUUUUCUAUUGGUUGAUGGUUAGAUAGAUAAAUGGAUAUUCAAAGAAAAAUAGACACACACACAAACAAUAUAUAUUGCUAAAAAUCAGAUAAACAAUUUAACAAUAACAUAUAGAGAAGAUAAACGAAUGCUAAUGCAAAUAUAAAAUCAUUGUAAACGAAUCUCGUACUUACUGAGACAAACAAAUCUGACAAAGAAAUGAGAGGCAAGCAUGUUUUAACGAGAAUAGUCAAUAUUUCUAUUUUUAUAUCAAUCCGGAACCGGUUAGAGAAGACGCGCUGGAAACUCAAAACAAAACAACCAAGCUCACUAGCUUACGGAGAACGAGAGCUGUGUUGGUAUUUGCUUUCACCGUACUCUAUCCAUUUGAGAACAAACAGAAGAAGAAGAAGAAAAAACACGGAACCAUUUUGCAAUCGUAAUCUUCCAACUACUAGCUAAAAGAAAAAAUACAAACAAACAGAUAAACAAAACGCGUGCGAGGAUGCUGUCAUGUACUUUGAGUAUGAAACGCCUAGUUUUUGACCUUUUACGACUUCGGAUAAUAUCUUCUAUAUAUCAUUUGUGGUCUGCUUUGGUUUGCUGCAAAUUAGUCGUACAAUUUAGUAAAUGUUACUAGUGAGGAAUCCAUUGUUCCGUUAGCGUCCGUCACAUUCGACCCUCUAUUUUGUAUGCUGUGAAUCCAAAUCGAAAACCUUUUGAAAUCAUUAGAAUACUGUGGGUCCCUUUACACACUUAAAGUUCAUUUAAAACAGGGGAAAAAUUCACUAAAUAUUCUAUAAAUUCAUGGUAACAUUUUCGAAAAUUGCGGCUUCAAACGAAUGGAUACGCAUUGUACUUUUGCCUACUUGGUGAGCAUAAAGAGAGCAAAACUGGUAUUCAGUUGGAUAGAAAGCUUUCCCUGGAAAGAACAAUCAUGGAAAAUAUCGAAAUAGUGACAGAAGAAUGUUCAUUUUUGAAAGGACUGUGUUUUAAAGUUUAUAAUUAUUUUUUAUUGUUGUUUUGUAAGCGAGCUACUAGCUUUCAUAACAUAUCUGUUAUUGCAUACAAGAAUGAGCUGUCAGAAAAAUCUCAGUUUGGUAUGCACCAUAACGCUAUAAUGACUGUUAGUACUUUGUAGCGACACUGUUUACGUCAGUUUCGAUUCGAUACGUAUUUCAUCAAAGUAAAUGAUGAUUUAAAACUGCCAGUGCUUAUACCAAUUAUAACGCAUGACUAACGAUUAACUAGUGUUCAAUAAAAUCAACUAGAAGUUCAUAAAUUGACCAAUAUACUUACAUUUGAACGGGUUAUUAAACUUUUCCACACCGACCUAUUACAGUUUUAUGGACAAUUGCAUUUUUUUAUCUUCAAUAUUGAGCUUGAAGAACUGAUUUUCACGCAGUGUGUUUCUGAAAAAGAUUUUAUUUAGAAUUCCCUCCAUGAAGAAAAGACUUAUUCAUUUUUUAUGUAGAGACAGUCUUCGUAAAUAAAGACAUCAGACAACAAUGCCACCCUCACGAUUCUAGCUGAACCAAUUAACAAAUCUUUUUUUUUUUUGUAUUUACUUCAGUAAACCAUUAAUGUAAGGAUUAUAGAAUAAAAUGGCGAUGGAAAAAAACAGAAACCUGAAGUGCAGUUCAAUUUAUGCGAUUUGAAGAUAGUUUGAAUAAUAUUAACGACUGAUUUAAUUUCAUUCUUGUUCAAUACAGUCUAAUAUCCGUUCACGCUACAGCGAAUAUCAUGUGAUAUCGCCUAUCUUGAAAUUAAAUAUCAUACACCAAAUUUUCCGUAAAAACUAAAUGUAUGGGUUCUGUUAUCAAGAUACGAGAUAUCACAUGAUAUAGACUAAAGUGUGAACAAAGCAUAACCGAAGCAGCCACACAAUCUCCGACCUAAAAAAACAUGGCACAUAAACUCAAAGAGAUGUUUCGCGUUUCAAGGUUUCGCUCAAGUAAAGAGUAAAGUAUAGUUUUGCUAUCGAUUAUUACGCGGUUCGAUUCGGUACCAAACCGACCGACUGGCAACAGUCGCACAUGUAACAAAACAUGGAAAGCAUCAACAAAAAAUGCAGCAAGCAAAUACAAUGUAAUAUUUUUCCCAAAACCAACAUACCGGUAGCAAUUUUUCCCAACCUAGAAAGAAUUUUUAGAUAUGUGUUCAUCACCAAGUAGCUAUUUCAAACGCGAACGUGUUAAAGGAGUUAAAAAAAUAUAUAUUUUUAUCGAUCUUCGAAUUCCACAGACGCUAGGAAAAGACUCACACACACAUAUUCAACAGUAAAAAAUAAGCAUAUUUCGAGAAAGCAAAUUAAAAACCAGAAAAAAAAAGAUAGCAAUGCAUAGUAUUCCGUACUCUUCUAGUACAAAACAAAAGUAUGAUGAAAACACUAUCAGUAGAUAUAUUGAAUUCCUCUAACUUUUUAACCGUGCUUGUUUUGUACUUUCUACCGAAACCGACUCUUCGGCAAAUCGGCGAACAACAAAGAAUAACAACAACAGCAGUUCAAGAGAAGACCACGAACACAAACGAAAACGAAUGCUUUCGUACCUGAGCAGAGAGCGGAUUGAGAGCGCGAAAGAGGCAACCAAACUGCAUAUAUUUUUCUAAGAAAAACAAAACCAAACAAAUCAUCCGAUCGAGGUUCGAUUUUGACAGAUCGACAGCCGAUUUUCGUUAUGUUUCGGUAUCGAAGUUUUGAGCCAAAAGAGAGAGGAAAAAAAUGGUUCGUUCGUUUUUCCGAUUCUGUUCCACUCGUGAGGUACACUGUCGUUUUUUGUGACAAGAAAACUGAAGAAAGAAAAGUUCGCGACUACAGCGUAUUUAUUCUCUCUGAAGCACGAUCAGUAGGAAUCGAAUAAAAAAAAAUCUUGUAACAAAAUGUAGGAAGUUACAGUUAUACACUCUUUUUUCUACUGUUUGUAUGUAAAAUCUAUCGUAAUAAACCAAAAAAAAACAUGCUAACAGAAAUCAAUAAAAAUAGUUAAAUAAUAAUAAUAAAAAAAUAAUGAUUAGGUGCAUGUGUCACGGAGUAAAACAAGAAGAAGCAGUUCAUUGGAAAAUAACCGAACCUUUACUCUGAAAUUAUAGGAAAUCGGUUCAGUCUAGCAGCAGAAGCCUAGAAUAGUGAACUGGAACCGUGUGAAAAAAAAAACAAAUACAACCUAAAGAAUCACUUUAAAUUUCAACAUGUUCGUGAAUGAACGAAACUUCUGCAGAGAACUUUCACACAUAUAUACCAAAAAAAAAUGAAAAUAAACGGUAAUCCAUAAGAUUGAGACAAAGCAAAUAAACGAUGUAGCGUGUAGGGUAUGGUUCUCGUUUCAGUUUGUUUCUUCAAUACGUUACACUCUAAAGAUCUGCAUGUCCCAUCAACGUAGAAAAAAGUUACAUAUAUUUCUAAUAGGGAAUGUACAUGCAUCUUAUUUCGUUACUAAUGCUAAAACUAAUCAUUAUAACUUGGAAACAGUAUUUAAACUUCAAUUGAUUUCAUAUCUUCGAUUUUCUCUCAAUGCUAGUCCCGCGUUCGUAAAAAAAACUGAUAAUUUCUUUUUUCAUUUUUUUUUGGAGUUUUUAUGUAUAUUCAUAUUAAAACCAUUAAUUUUUCUGGGAAAUAACAUGAACGAAACUCUAAACAAAAACAUAAUCAAUGGAAAAGCGAAAAAUGGUAAUGAAAAACAUGAAGUUUUUGAGAAUAAACUUUUGAACAACGCAGAUGAUAUUUAGUAAAAGUUUGCAAUAGACAACAGAAAAUAAAACAA